Messenger RNA from Schistosoma rodhaini, 1992 nucleotides. The record is from the annotation of a GenBank genome assembly. NCBI's taxonomy places the organism in Eukaryota, Metazoa, Platyhelminthes, Trematoda, Strigeidida, Schistosomatidae.
AUGACUAAAAAAUCAAAAAAAUUAAUUACUAAAAAAGAAUUACAAUUAAGAAAAGGUUUAAAAAAAGAAUUUUUAUAUUUUUGUCAAACAACAACUAUACGUGGUGUAACAAGAGUUGUAAAUGCUCGUAAUAAAACAUUACAAAUAUUAUGGAUAGGAUCAGUGAUAUUAUUUUUUGGUGGAUUAUUUAUAUGUAUGUUUAUAUUAACACGUCAAUAUUUGGAGUAUAAUGUAAUACAUCCACCACAAGUAUUACGUGAUACACCAUCACCAUUUCCAUCAUUAACAUUAUGUAAUUUAAGACCAUUAUCAUCUGAAGCUAAUACUAUAUUAAAUAAAUAUAAAUUAAAAUCACCUAGACAAUUUGCUAUAGAUUUAAAUAAUUUUGCAGCUAAAGCAUAUUAUUAUAGUAAUGAUAUACAUUCAUAUCAACAAGUAACUAGUGCAGUAUCAAUGGGUGGAUAUUUAGAAAGUUUACCUCAAAUUGUUGUAUCAAAACUUGGACAUAAUUUAAGUCAUACAGUAAUUCAUUGUAUGGUAAUUCAUGCCGAAGGUAGUAAACGUGUUAUGAAUGAAUGUAUACAAGUUGGAAGAUGGCGUCGUUUUGUUCAUGCACAAUAUUUAAAUUGUUAUACAUAUGAUAUACAUGAAAUCUAUCGUAAUCAUGUACGUACCAUAGAAUUAUUUGUUUAUUUAGAUGAAUCAAUGAAUAUUACAUCAUGUUCUGAUUGUUUUAGUUCAGAAAUUAAAUCACAAUUAAGUGGAGCUGUAGUUACUGUACAUAAUGCAGAAACUUAUCCAGAUAUAAAUCAAGAAGGAAUAAAUAUUCAACCGGGUAGUUUAACUGAAAUAAAAGUUAAAACUAUUAAACAUACACAAAAAACACCACCAUAUGGACGUUGUUCACCUGAUACUCCAACAAAAAUAAAUCUUUACGGUUCGGAAGUGUAUGCAUAUUCAGAACAUGCAUGUCGAAUGAGUACUAUACAAGCUAAAAUCAAUUCACUUUGUGGAUGUAAUGCUAUUGAAUUCCCAUAUAUAAAUGAAAGUCUACCAUUUUGUCUUGAAAUGAGUUCAUUUGUUAAAAUAGGAAAUUGUGAUAUUCAACAUCCAAUCAUACAAAAUUACACUAUUCAUAAUACUCCUUCCAAUCAGAAUUACACAUUAUUAUCUUCGGUUAAUCAAAAUCAAAAGACAAAACCACAUGAAAUGCCUUUUAAUUUUGAAUGUUUAUCUGAACUAGAAGCUGUGAAAAAUCGUGUACUAUGUAAAUCGGAAGUUACUAAACAUUAUCAGGGUGAUGUGGUACUAUCUUGCACACUACCAUGUGCUUUCUUCGCUUAUGAAACAGACAGAUCAACAUCGACUUGGCCAACGAAAUCAUGGCAGUUAAGUUGGCUAUCAACAAGAGCUGGAAAAAAAGUGGCCAACAGACCCGACUUAGUCGGAUAUCGGUUGGCGAAAGAAAAGAUAGAUUCAUCUGAAGGUGAAAAAGAAGCGGAAGAGUUCUUAUCAAAAAGCAACGUUUUAGAAAGGAAUUUACUAGCAAUCAUGCUUAUCCGACCGAAUUUUAACGUCCAUAAGGUAGAUGAAAAAGAAGUCCUCUCUCUCACAAGUCUCUUAUCUCAGUCUGGUGGUUUAUUCUCCAUUUGGAUUGGACUUAACAUGAUGUCAGUCAUAGAAGUGGUGGAAUUGAUUUUUCAUCUUAUUACAAGAUGUAGACAAUUUUCAAAGCGAAAACGACUUCGCCGAACUCAAAAAAAACAAACUACAUGCGAUACACCAAAAUCACUAACCAAUACGAAUAGUGAGACAGGAGUGGUACAAGAUCAGAUAACAAAUCAAGGAGUCGUAAAACAAACUGAAAAGUAUAGAAAAGACGACAUGACUAUAAACAAUGGUCCAAUACAAAUACACCCCAGAAAACGAUCUCCAAGUGCCCCCAAUCAGAUGGUAUCUGGAAAUGUAUCAUUAUAUUUACCCCAAAUUUGA